Ilyonectria robusta is the source of this 2175-nucleotide messenger RNA. Its product is annotated as pyridoxal phosphate-dependent transferase. Gene Ontology annotation, cellular component: endoplasmic reticulum. Gene Ontology annotation, molecular function: pyridoxal phosphate binding; sphinganine-1-phosphate aldolase activity. Lineage: Eukaryota; Fungi; Ascomycota; Sordariomycetes; Hypocreales; Nectriaceae. The transcript has 3 exons. The record is from RefSeq and is a predicted model, not a curated record. Gene Ontology annotation, biological process: sphingolipid catabolic process; carboxylic acid metabolic process. The coding region runs from base 134 to 1834 and encodes 566 amino acids.
UCCCCCCGCAGAGCCAGAAUCCAUAAAUAAUAAUAGGCGUAGUCUACUUCGCUCUGGCUUGACGUCGUGGACUGGAGCUUCAACUUCGACACAACAUCGUCAACUCGCUUUUGCUCCCCCAUCACCGCACAAGAUGCCUGGCUCUUCACGUAUACCAGCUAGCCUGCGCGUCGGCUUCGAGUCCGUCACGCGCAGGAGGGGCGAUUUCUCCUGGUCGCUGCUCAAUCUGGAUCUAUUUCGAAAUAUUAUAUUCUUCAUGUUCGUCUUGCGAUGGACGCGCCGCACCUUCUGGCAGCUCAAGGGCCGCGGCAUCAUCGGCUCCAUCGUCGAGUUCUACAUCAACAUCCGCCGCAUCCUAUACGGCUACUUCCUGCGGGCGCCCGGCGUGCGCAACAAGGUCCAGCAACAAGUCAAGGAGAGCGUCGCGAAGCUGUCAGACAAGCUGGUGUCCAAGGACCAGAUCCGCUACCUCACCCUGCCCAAGGAGGGCCUCUCCCACGAUGCUGUGCGCGCCGAGCUCGAAUCCCUCGCUGCCAUGGACCAUACUCGCUGGGAGGACGGCUGCGUUUCGGGUGCCGUUUACCACGGAGAGGAUGAGCUGCUGAAGCUGCAGACCGAGGCGUAUGGCAAAUUCACCGUCGCCAAUCCCAUCCACCCCGAUGUGUUCCCUGGUGUGCGCAAAAUGGAGGCCGAGGUAGUGAGCAUGGUGUUGAGCCUCUUCCAUGCGCCGCCUCACGCCGCUGGAGCAUCCACCAGCGGUGGCACUGACAGUAUCCUCAUGGCGUGCCUGGCUGCGCGCCAGAGGGCAUACCAUGAGCGUGGGGUGACUGAGCCCGAGAUGAUCCUCCCUGAGACUGCGCACACGGCGUUCCACAAGGCCUCCCAGUACUUCAAGAUCAAGAUGCACUUCGUCGCCUGCCCUGCGCCCAGCUACCAGGUCGACGUCAAGGCCGUCUCGCGCCUCGUCAACCCUAACACGGUGCUGCUCGUCGGAUCCGCGCCCAACUUCCCCCACGGCAUCAUCGAUGACAUUGCCGCCCUCUCCCAGCUGGCGGUCCGCAAGAACAUCUGGCUGCAUGUUGACUGCUGCCUGGGCUCUUUCAUGGUUCCCUUCCUGGAAAAGGCUGGGUUUGAGUCUCAGCUCUUCGACUUCCGUCUCAAGGGUGUCACCAGCAUUAGCUGCGAUACCCACAAGUACGGUUUUGCGCCCAAGGGCAACUCCACCGUGCUUUACCGCUCUGCAGACCUGCGAACGUAUCAGUACUUUGUGUCUCCCGAUUGGUCUGGCGGCGUAUAUGCGUCCCCAGGUAUGGCGGGAUCGCGGCCGGGUGCGCUGAUUGCUGGAUGUUGGGCUAGUUUGAUGAGCAUGGGCGAGGCUGGAUACAUUGAUGCAUGCACUCAGAUCGUCGGCACGACCAAGAAGAUUUCCGAUGCGCUACGCACCACCCCGGCGCUGGGAGGCGAGCUGGAGAUCCUGGGCAAGCCCCUUGUUUCGGUGAUAUCCUUUACGGCACGCAACCUCAACAUCUACGACAUUGCCGAUGGUAUGGGUGCCAAGGGAUGGCACCUGAACUCGCUGCAGAACCCGCCCGCUGUGCAUGUUGCUGUUACUCUGCCAAUCACCAAGGCGUGGGAGAGGCUGGUUUCCGACCUCGAGGCUGUCGUCGAGGACGAGCGCGAGAAGGAGCGCGCCCGCCUCGUGGAGGGCAAGACACCCAAGGGCAAGGCCAUGGGCGACCAGGCGGCGCUGUAUGGCGUUGCGGGAUCCCUGCCCAACAAGAGCGUUGUUGUGGACCUCGCGAACGGUUUCUUGGAUAUCCUUUACAAGGCGUAAGGAGAGUAGAAGAGUUGGGUACUGGAGGCAGACUGUGUCUCAUUUUUACGUGGGUAUUGGCGUGGUGUGGGUCCAAGGUGUUUGUGUUGGUUACUGACCUUGGAUAAGAGGAUACUUUGCGGUGUACAUUAUUUGCAUUUCUCUUCCCUUUUCGUAUAUGGCGUGGUCAUGGUUAUUAUUGGUACACGGAGGGAGAUGAGAAGAAGAAAGGAGAGGAGAAAGCCGGGGAGGAUGAGGACAUCGGCCGGCGGAGGCUGCGGUAGUACAAGAAACAGCAUCAGCAAUAGCUAAUCAUUUACUCCUAUCUCAAUCAUGACUAUCAUGAUACAUAUCUCACCGCC